This is a messenger RNA of Colletotrichum navitas, 2580 nucleotides long. Its product is annotated as CHY zinc finger protein. The transcript has a single exon. The record is from RefSeq and is a predicted model, not a curated record. Gene Ontology annotation, molecular function: zinc ion binding. Lineage: Eukaryota; Fungi; Ascomycota; Sordariomycetes; Glomerellales; Glomerellaceae. The coding region runs from base 467 to 2302 and encodes 611 amino acids.
CUCUCUCUCUCUCUCUCUCUCUCGCCGACGGUGCAGAUUUCCAGGUCCCAGAGACUGUCCGACACCUGUGCAAGACCCAGACACGCCUCAGGUGUCUCUCAUUCCCGUUCAGUUUUACCCCCACUGCCGCCGCCGCGCCCACUUGUCGACCGUCUCCGCUGACGCCGUCGCCGACAAAAGAGACCGGAUUUCAUUAGGGGUCUCGACCGUCUUAUGUCAUCGCUGCUGCAUCCAAUCGUCCGUUACCGUACCACCACCACUACAACCAACACCACCGCUCUCUACCAGUAACACUACCGAUCCUUUCAAAUAUUAUCCCCGCGACACCCCGACUAAUCUUCGCCUCCCCUCCCUCCUCCGAUCUUACUGCCCCGGAUGUAGACUGAGUUUCACAACCGUGCGUCACUUUUCUACAUAGCCCGCUCGGUUCCUCGACUCGCUUUCAAGAAGACUCCUCCCUCUCUCAAUGUCUUCGCUGGUCUCUGACUUCAUCAUCAAUCCGGUCCUCCGGCAGGCCCGCCGCUUUUCCGAGAUCUCGAGAACCACCUUCGUCUCCGAUCGGGACACUUCCCCUGACCCUAUCGCUGUCACGACCGACUCCGACCCCUCGCUGACCCGGCAUGCGACCGAUGCGCCAAUCCCAUCGACUCCAACACGACCUCUCAGUGCUUCAACAACCGUUGACGACGAGCCGCCUCCACCCCCCACACCACAUGCGCCAGUCGCGUCCUUCCCUGUAACCGUGCCGAUGUCUCCUACGACCCAAGAGUCUCUGCCUGCCGACGAUGGCAUGGGCGCGCUGCGGAAGCGUCUCAUCAGCAUCCAGUCACAGGAGAUUACGGCAGAAGAAAAGGCCCGGCUGAUGCACGAGGCCUUGAUGGAAGGGUACCGCAAGUCUCGAGACACCCCCCGUCAAGCCGAUGUGCCACCUACCGCGAUACUCGCAGGCGAGGCAUGGGAGCAAUCCAUUCCUAUCGCACCUCUCGAAUCAUUGAAGUUCUGGCAGCAUUCGCCUGGAGAGCCGUCUUCACCGCAAAAGUUCGUCUUGACCGUUGACGACGUUCGGCCGACGUAUGCUCCACCAAAGCUCUUCACGAGGGAAGAGCCCGAAGGUUCCCUCAUACUCGGCUGUCAGCACUACCGGCGCAAUGUCAAGCUUCAGUGCUCUACAUGCAACAAGUGGUACACCUGCCGCUUCUGUCACGACGCCGUCGAAGAUCACACUCUGGUCAGGAAGGAAACCAAGAAUAUGCUCUGCAUGCUCUGUGCCUGCCCUCAGCGAGCAUCAGAUGUAUGUGUCAACUGCGGGGAAAUGUCAGCUCGUUACUACUGUAAUGUGUGCAAGCUUUGGGACGACCAUCCAACCAACAACAUAUAUCACUGUAACGAUUGCGGCAUCUGCAGACGCGGAAGAGGUAUUGGCAAAGACUUCUUCCAUUGUAAGGUACGUGUCGUGACCCACAUUGUUGAUAACCCCACCCCUAACGGAUAUUCCCAGAAAUGCUGUGCAUGUAUUUCGAUAUCUAUACAACAAUCCCACAAGUGUAUCGAGCGCUCGACGGAUUGCGACUGCCCCAUUUGUGGGGAGUACAUGUUCACUUCCCCCAAGCCUGUCGUGUUCAUGGGAUGUGGCCACAGCAUCCACCAGAAGUGCUACGAUGAGCAUAUGCUGCAAUCGUACAAGUGUCCUAUCUGUAACAAAAGUUUGCUUAACAUGCAAAGCCAAUUCCGUCAGUUGGAGCUGGCUAUUCUGGCUCAGCCGAUGCCCCCCGAAUUCCGGGACACCAGGGCAACGGUCUUGUGCAACGACUGCAGCGGGAAAAGCUCAGUCCCAUACCACUGGUUAGGUCUGAAAUGUGCCAUCUGUACGUCGUACAACACAGUCGAGCUUCAGAUCAGCGGCGGAAGAGAUGGAACACCCGCCACGCCGACAGUCGUCGCGCCAGAACCUAGCCCGGUUGCCGUCGAGGCUGCUGCUGCCUCGGCUCGAAUGGACGUACCGCAAGUUGGCCGGCGAAGACACUCGUCUCAUGCCGGCCCAGAGACGCGGCAUUUAACGGUGGAUCGUCUCGCUAGAUCAGCUUCGCCGGCACCCCCAGUGUUGCCGCCGAACAUGGCGGACAGCGCAAUUGAGGAAGAAGAGGAGGAGUCAGAAAACGAUAUCCUCAAUCUUUGGGGCCGAGGGCAUCACGACUCUGACGAUAGUGGGUCUAUAUCCACAGACAUGGACGAGGAAGAUUCCGAUGGCGAGGAUGAUGACGAUGAUUAUGAGAAUGAGAUUAUGCUCAUCGGACAUCGAUAGCCCCUGCGAUGAUGCAUUCACGAUCCGGGACAAUAAGGUGGAUCUGGUAGCGGGAAUGUUAUGAAGACCGGCGCAAGGGGCCUGGAGUGACCUCACGGUUUGGACAUAUGGGGGUUUAUGGAUCAUUGCGAGCAUAUUCACGGUUAAUCAUCGGUUCAGUUGGCGUUAUUAGGAUAGCCAAGUUUUUCCAGUGUUGGAGGAGAAUUUCGAUUGUUGAAGCCCCUGGAGACUGGGUUAUAAAAGUUUCUAUAAUGGAUGAACCUGGAAAGUUGAACGUA